AAAAGUCAACACGAGAUAAAUUUCUCUCUCUCUUUCUUUCGUUCGCUAAUUCAGUACCUGUGGCAUGUAUAACCACUCGAUCAUCAUUUAAGGAGCCUCGCAAAUUGCGACUUUUCAGAUUCGCUCAAACUUCCGCAAUCGAGGAAAGGAAAAUAGCGGCUCAGCUGUGACGUUUCGGAACGUUCGAGUUUUGAAUAAGUGUAAACAUAUUCCAGUCGCGUGCUUGUGCAUUGUGCAGGCGCAUACUUGGCCGUGUUCGUGUGUGUAUGUGUAUUUUCACCAAGUCACCGCUCGGAGGCACAAAAAGUUCGCGUCGAGUGGAGAGGACAAGAGGAGGAUGUGCAACAAGCCGAAAAAUUGACUGGAGAAUAAUUCUGAUCGCAACGUUAUAGCUGGCUGCAGUAUGCAGCCGCCUCGCAAAACUAAUUCUUGUUUGCGCCGCCUACUUGAAUCUCCGUGCUGGACUCAGCAGCAGAUACUCUCCGCGGAAUAACAAAUUUUGUUCGCACUACACGCCAAGCCGUUGAUCGAAUUAGCGACAAAACCAGCGACAACGACGACGCCUGACAAGCGCCUACAAAGGACUACAACGAUACGCCAAAUUUCGCCUUAACCCGGCUGUUUUUGUGACCUUAUAACCAAAUAUUUACACCAUGGCCGGGACCUUCGAUCAGCACGACAAGUCUAGCUGGUACUUUGGUGCCAUGUCCAGACAAGAUGCCUCAGAUUUACUAAUGAGUGAAAAAGAAGGAGGUGUUUUUCUUGUAAGAGAUAGCAUCUCCAUACAUGGUGACUUUGUCCUUUGUGUUCGAGAAGACAGUAAAGUUAGUCACUACAUAAUAAAUAAAAUUCAGCAAGGAGAACAGACAAUAUACAGAAUUGGAGAUCAAGAUUUUUCUGACAUUCCUUCACUUUUAGCAUUCUAUAAAUUACACUACUUGGAUACAACUCCAUUGAUAAGACCUGCACCGAGAAAAAUUCAGAGGGUUAUAGCAAGGUAUGAUUUUGAAGGAAAUGAUCCGGAUGACUUACCAUUUAAGAAAGGAGAAAUAUUGACAAUUAUAUCAAAAGAUGAAGAACAAUGGUGGACUGCCAGAAAUAGUCUUGGACAGACUGGUUCAGUACCUGUUCCUUAUGUACAAAAAUACAAUGAAGAUCACCACACGAUUGAAUCUCUUCCAGCCAGGCCAGAAAGCGGUGGAAGUUCAGGAUCUGGAACUCAAAUAUCUCAAACAGAUUCUAUCCAAACUACGACUCGGCGUGCAAAUAUUCAACGGACACUACCUGCUUUUGCUAAGGUAAAGCAAGCACGAGUGCCCAAUGCUUAUGAUAAAACAGCACUUAAAUUAGAAGUUGGAGAUAUUAUAAAAGUAACAAAAACAAACAUUAAUGGACAGUGGGAGGGUGAAUUACAUGGUAAAGUUGGACAUUUUCCUUUUACGCAUGUAGAAUUUGUUGAUGAUGAAACAAAUGAUGACAGUCAAGAAGUUUAACAAACUGUUUUCUUAAAAGUGAAGUGAACAAUUGAGCAGCUACUGUAGGCAGCUACAUGUACCAAUAUGAGAGCAAUUUAAUUUGUAUCAAGUAUUGGUUUCACGCCAUUAUUAAUGGUUUUCUAUGUAGUGCAAUAUUGUCAAACUUCAAAUAAUAUGUCAGCCGAAAAAUCUUUUUAAUUAAUUUACAAGUGAUCACAAAAUUACAACAGAAUUUUUUAGACAUAAUUUGUCAUUGAACAAAUGGAAUGUUUUGCAAAUGUAAAUUUGUGUUGAGUUUCAUGUAAAUAACAAUUCAAUAUUACUUUGAUUGCUAAUUGAUAAAAUUGCAGCUGAUAUAGGUUAAAUCUUUUUCUUUUAAACAUUUUACAUCUUUAUAUAUAAAUAUAAUUUAAGUUUUAUAAUUAUAUCUAAUCAUGUUUAAUUAUGCAAUACGUUCAGUACAGAAAAAUGAACCUUUUUAAAAAUUACAUUUUCCAAUCAAUUUAUAAUCAUAUUACUGAAAAUGAAAUUUUUAAAUAAAUUAAGUAGACAUUUACUUCAAACUGGGCUGAAAUUGGAAUAAAUUAAAGUAAUAAAUCAUUUUUGCACAUUAUUUAGAAUAGAAUUAACAACAAAUUGCUGCACAAUUUUUUAGUUCUUUUCAACACUUGACAAAUAAUGUACACAAAGUCUUCCUGAUUGAUGUUACUGCAAUCUCAAAACUUACCAAAUAUUGCUGUGUAAUAUCAAUCUCUAGUCAGUGAUGGUUAAAAAAGGUUCUGACUUUCUUUUUAAGACUUGACUGUAAAUAAAGUUGAACAUAAGAAUCUUUUUAACGCACAUAAUAUAUAAAAUUGGUAAAUACAGAAGCUGCUGACUGCAAAUAACUCUGAUAAUCAAAACUGUAUGAUAUUUUGAAAAUAUAAAUUUCAUCAUAACUUCACACUAUGACGAUUUUAGACGUCAAACGGCUUACAUUGAAAUAUUGUGAUAAAAUUUUUUCAAAUUUAUAGACUCAUUCCAAAGAAUGCAAAACAUUUAAAAAAAGGAAAAAAUACUA
This is a messenger RNA of Trichogramma pretiosum, 2535 nucleotides long. RefSeq names its product adapter molecule Crk (gene Crk). Gene Ontology annotation, molecular function: protein binding. NCBI's taxonomy places the organism in Eukaryota, Metazoa, Arthropoda, Insecta, Hymenoptera, Trichogrammatidae. The record is from RefSeq and is a predicted model, not a curated record. The transcript is spliced from 4 exons. The coding region runs from base 654 to 1493 and encodes 279 amino acids.